AUGCCACCUCGUACACGUCAGGCUUCAGCCAAGGCCAAGAAGAUCACAUUUACUGAUGACGGCGAGCUUCCAGAAGGAGCAUCUCCUGUUAUGGUGGACGAUAAGUCCUCUGACGAUGCAGAACAGUUAAAAGAACAAUCAGAAUCAGAAAGCGAUUCGGAUUCGGACGAUGCUCCUGAAGAAGAGUCCAUCUCAGCAUCCAAGGCUAAGUCGAUCAAGCAACAGAAGGAACAAGAAAAGAGGGAGCAGGAGUUGAGAAAACAGGAAAAGCAGAAGAGAAAAGAGCAGGAUCUCAUAUACCAACAGCAACAACAGGAAAAGAAGAAGAGGCUAGAGGAGAUUAUGGCUUCUUCUGAGUUGCCGGACUUACUUCCCGAGGAAUUGCUCGAGGAAUACAGCCAACCAACUGAAGACCUCCCCAAGGGUAAACACAUGAGAUCAGAGGACCUCGAAAAUGAAUACGCCGAGAUGAGGAAGAAAGCCAAGUUGGAAAAGUUGAAGCAGCUCAAGCAGCUGCGUACGCUGGCCAUCAAAAAGGGGCCAGUUCACGUCCAAGUGCAAACAUUCGGAGAGAAGAAGAAGAGCGUUCCUAGAGCCGACCCUAAAGUCGUCGAGAGCAAGAGCAGCUGGCUCAACAGAGACUCCUUAAGAAGAAAGUGA
This is a messenger RNA of Candidozyma haemuli, 660 nucleotides long. RefSeq names its product Bud21p (gene BUD21). Gene Ontology annotation, biological process: rRNA processing. The transcript has a single exon. Gene Ontology annotation, molecular function: snoRNA binding. The coding region runs from base 1 to 660 and encodes 219 amino acids. Lineage: Eukaryota; Fungi; Ascomycota; Pichiomycetes; Serinales; Metschnikowiaceae. The record is from RefSeq and is a predicted model, not a curated record.